Halichondria panicea is the source of this 4003-nucleotide messenger RNA. RefSeq lists its product as uncharacterized. Lineage: Eukaryota; Metazoa; Porifera; Demospongiae; Suberitida; Halichondriidae. Bases 1 to 2844 code for a protein of 947 amino acids. The transcript is spliced from 5 exons. The record is from RefSeq and is a predicted model, not a curated record.
AUGAUAUUCCCGAAUCCCCUGGUUUUCCGUAAGCCUAGUUGGCAGCUCAGAGCCUGCUUCGCCUCUGUGUUGGUCACUCCUGUCCUCUACCGAUUCUAUCUCAUUAUGGUCACCAUUGGAUACGUACUUUUUUCAAGUAUAAAACCAUGCCAAGUUUUUUCCUCUCCCCCACGUCCUGAUUACCCUGCGGUUGACUUGAGUUGGACCGGAGUGUUUCCUUGUGAGCUGGGAUGGAAGGGGAGUGCCCUGGCCGUUCUCAUUCUGUCAGCUGUGUUUAUCGCCUGUUACUCACUCAUCACUGCCUGCUUGGUGAGAUGGAACCCUCAGAAACAAAGGAAUAUUCAAUUUUACACAUGCUCAGUUUUUGAUACUCAAGAAAAGCCGACCAAGUUCCAAGUGAGAGUUCAGAGCACUAAUCGACUGAUGUUGCCCCCCACUCUCAGUCUGUGUGUACUGUUACUGAUGUUCCGCUUACUGUUACAGUCAGGAAAUGUUGAAGCAAACCCUGGACCAAUGUUUAGUUCAAGUUUGAUUCUCAGCGAUUUGCAGUCUGUUUAUGAGAAAUUGAUACUAGCCGCUGGAAACUGGUUUGACCUGGGACUUGCCCUGGGAUUAGGUCAUGGCACCCUCAGCAAUAUAAAAGAUGACUAUCAUCGGAAUAAGGAUUGUCUACGUGAAAUGAUAGCUGCUCGCUUGAAGACUGGCCCUCUCACCUAUUCUGAAAUAUGUCAGAGUCUCAGAGCACCAACAGUUGAACGAAAUGAUGUCGCUGAGGCUAUAGAGGAGAAAUGUUCAGAUGACAAUAUUUGGCCUGGGCCAUCAAAGAGGCCAAAAGUUUGUGUGAUUGAAGCAUACAAAACAUUCCUUAUUAGCACUUAUAACGUAAGACAGCUUCCUGCUGAUGAGCGCUGGCCUCUUAGCUGUGUGAAACAAUUUAUAAACCUGAAGAUUGUCGAUGAUCUUGAUCGAGCAACUCGAUCCAUAAUUCAAACACAUGAGGUGCACGGGAAAAUUGAUUGUGUAGGUAAAGGCACAGUUUGUUUUGAACAAAUUGCAUGUAAAUUUGCUGACUCAUUUCCCAAACUAGUUAUCAUCAAAGGAGCUCCAGGAGUCGGUAAGACCACCUUGUCAUGGGAACUAUGCAGACGGUGGAGUCUAGGGGACAUUUGGAGAGACUACUCUCUCGUUGUAUUACUGCGACUUCGCGAUAAGUGUACUCAUGAAGCUAAUAACUUGGUUGACCUAUUUGAAUGUGGAGAUGAAGCUACGUCCCAGAAAGUUUGGGAAGAAUUACUUAUCUCACAAGGUAAAGGAUUGCUGUUUAUUCUUGAGGGUCUUGAUGAAUUUCCACAAGCCUUUAGAGAAGCUAAAGAUUGUAUUAUCAUGAGACUCAUACAUGGAAAGCUUCUUCCAGCUAGCACUGUUGUCAUAACCAGCAGACCAUGGGCUUUGGAUUCACUUAAAAAAUGUAGCUGUCGAAUUGAUCGAACAGUUGUGGUCCUUGGUUUUACAGAGAUACAGAUACAAGAGUACAUUGAUCAGGCAAUUAAAGAUGGAGCACCAGAUGGAUUGCGAGCAUAUAUUGCUGCCAACCCACACAUUAACAGUUCCAUGUACAAUCCUCUAUAUGCUCAUAUUGUUGUUCAAGUGUAUAUUGAAUGCCAUUACAGAAAACACAAUGUUUUUCCAAACACAACAACAGAACUUUAUACUUCAUACUCGCGUGUUUUGCUAAAGCGAUACCUCACUGACCAUCCAGUGCAAGAGGAGUGGAAUGGUGAGCUUCAUGAGUUACCUCAAUCCCUUCAACCUCAUUUCCUUCACCUCUGCCAAAUUGCACACAAAGGAAUAGUAUUAAACGAACAUCAGCUUAUUUUCUAUAAAGAUGACAUCCCUGAAGGCAGUACUACGCUUGGUUUUAUGGAUAGUGUUCACCCAUUGUAUCGAUCCAUCACAACAACUACAUCUCCUUCAUUCAACUUUAUUCAUCUAACGCUGCAAGAGUUCUUGGCUGCACUCCAUAUACAGAGAACAUACCCCCAACAGAAACAGCUACUUUUCAUUGAGACACAAUCCGAAAAAUACAGUAUGAUCACUUUAUUUUUAGCUGGUCUCACACGAUUUUCUGAUCCCUGGACAAAAUGUGUUUUACCUAUGCCACAGGUUAGUCUAAUAUCAUCAGACGAAUUACCUGACGAAAUGGAGGUUCACCUCAAUAGAAAACACAUACUCUGGCUUUAUGAAAGUCAGAAUGAACAACUAAUUUCCUCUUUCGAUAAUGUUGUACUCCCUAUCAAACUAAUGCAGUCACAUUCGGAUUCCUUGUAUUUCCUUGCUUUAGGCUAUUGCAUAGCAAUAGGAAAAUUUAUGUUACAUUUUGAAAUUGAUACUACUUCCCACUAUAGCGAGGCAUUCAUAGUUGUUAAGAGUGAGCAAAAUCAGCGUCAUUUACUAUCUGGACUCAAGAGAUACAAUUCUAAAUGCACUUCACAAGUCAAAGUUUUCGAUAUACUGUGGGAUUUAUGCCCAUUUCCUGAUAGUUUGUAUGAAAUAAUCAACUAUAUUCCAGCUGCAAGCCAAGGAGUCCUACAAGUGUAUGAUGGCGAACACAUGCCGUUGGCAAGCAAACUAUCUAAAUUCAUAGUGAAUGCUGACACAGUUACUAUCCCAUCAACAAUAUCGCCGGAUUCAUUAGAAGUAUUGAGAUAUGCAAAAACUGUGAAGACAUUAUAUUGUCCUAUUAAUGACUCAGAGAUACCUAGCAUUUUAUAUGAUAGAAUUACGGAAUUCUGUUCUUCUUUGGAAUAUUUGGAAGUUACCAUAAACAUUGGCUGCAUGUAUUGAUGAUAGCGAUGAUGAAUCAAAUCUUCAUGAUAAUUCAGAAUCAGCUGAUAGCAAUGCACAAUAUCUACUGUUCAGAUUGAACAUAAGAAGAUUUAAAGAACUAAAUCGUUGUCAAUUAUUCCCUGCGAAAUUUGGUCCAAUAUUUACAGUUGAUUUUACAGAACAGGCAAAUAAGUUUAUUGUUCAUUUUUCUGAAUUCUUGGAGUAUUUCGGAUUAUUUACUGAUUAUAUUCCAACAUGCAGCAGUGCCUUAAGACUCUCGGUCUUUCAUUCCCUCUCUACGUGUCCUUUGUUGGAAAAGCUAACAAUUCAUGUGAACUCCAGUCCUCCUCAAGACAUCACAUCACUUGCAUAUGGGCUAGAUCUAUGUAAACAUAAAACGCUCCAAAAACUUGACAUUUUCAAUAUUCAGUUUAAUGGUAUCAAGGCACUCGGAGAAAGCUCCUCAGUUAGAGAAUUAUCUUGUAAUGUGGAGUUUACAUCAGAUGACACAGUGGAGGAGUUUUGUGACAUGCUGCAGCAAAAUAUUACUUUAGAGGAAAUAGAGCUUGAGGUUUGUCGUUGGGAUGAUAUUAUGCAUAACUAUUGGCUGCAAACGAUUGGAAGAGGCAUACUAGAUGAGGUGAUGCCAGCUGUUUCAUCUCGAUUUUUGCAACGAAGAUACAGUGUGCAGUCUGACGCUAAAGAAAUUUGUGAUUGUAACGAAGUUUACGGAUAUUAAUACUCACAUAAUUGUCAACACUGAUACAAUUAUGGCUAUUUGCAAUACACUUGAAAAUAAUAAGUAUCUCGAGUACCUGCAUUUUCCAAAACUACGUGUGGAACCACACCAACGUUUCUUACCACCUAUCGCACGUGCAUUAAGUAAGAAUGUGAGUCUCAUAAGUUUGGUAUUGGUGUUUGCACAUAUAAACACGGAAAAACCGCUUCUAUCGGAAGACACUAAAGCUGUUGUUGAUAUGUUGAAAGUAAAUAAGACGCUUCAUUUUUUCCACCUAAUGGUGGAUAUUUCCGACUGGUCUCCGAUUAUUGAAGCUCUAAAACUCAAUACAACAAUUAGAGAAUUACAUGUUCCAUUAAAUGCAAAGGAAAGUGCUAUAAAGUGUAUUGACUAUGUUCAUGUCAGAAAUUUAUAGCUGAAUUUAUAGCGUGUGUUUCA